CCUUCUUGGGCGCGGGGGUGGACUUAGCCGGCUCGGGCAUUUUGACAGCACUGUUCUACCCGGAGGAAGCUCAGCACACAAAAUGGCCGCAGCGCCCGCUAUUUAUACAGACGCGUAUGCAAAUUUACGGCAUCAGCUCCGCGAAAUGCGAUUGGCCCUUCCCGUGCCGGGCGAGCCUCUGCCGCCGAUUGGUCCCAAUACGAUCCGUCCGCUCAUUGGUUCUUUCGGCAGAGCCCGGUUCCAGCCAAUGGCCGCGGGAGCGUCCCGCCCAGGGAAGGGAUAAAAGGGCAGCGGCGGUUGCGUCAGGACGAUUGUCUCGUUUCACUCCGUGCCCGCCUCUCUUUGUCAACGCUUCCAGCAUGUCCGGCCGCGGCAAACAGGGAGGCAAGGUCCGAGCUAAGGCGAAGUCGCGCUCGUCGCGGGCCGGGCUGCAGUUCCCCGUGGGCCGCGUGCAUCGACUUCUCCGGAAAGGUAACUACGCGGAGCGUGUGGGCGCCGGAGCUCCCGUCUACAUGGCGGCCGUGCUGGAGUACCUGACGGCCGAGAUCCUGGAGCUGGCGGGCAACGCGGCCCGCGACAACAAGAAGACGCGCAUCAUCCCCCGCCACCUGCAGCUGGCCAUCCGCAACGACGAGGAGCUCAACAAGCUGCUGGGCAAGGUGACGAUCGCGCAGGGCGGCGUUCUGCCCAACAUCCAGGCCGUGCUGCUGCCCAAGAAGACGGAGAGUCACAAAGCCAAGAGCAAGUAAAUUUGGCGAGCAAAGCCGCUCAGACUUUGUGCGACAUAACAUUUAAAACAAAAGGCUCUUUUCAGAGCCACCCACGUAGUCAGAAAAGAGUUGUGUUGCUUUCUUUAUAAAGGUGCUCUGGUGCUGAGUCUUCCCUAGUUCUAAAUUUAACUUAGACGCGAACUUGUGUUUCGGUCUUGUAAAACUUUGGUUCUACUGAAGAGGGCUGAUACAUUUGCUUUCUACCCCGUGUUUCUAAGUAAAUGUUAAUAUUUUUAUAA
Messenger RNA from Haemorhous mexicanus (house finch), 1009 nucleotides. RefSeq names its product histone H2A.J-like. Bases 117 to 749 code for a protein of 210 amino acids. The transcript has a single exon. Gene Ontology annotation, molecular function: DNA binding; structural constituent of chromatin; protein heterodimerization activity. Gene Ontology annotation, cellular component: nucleosome. The record is from RefSeq and is a predicted model, not a curated record. NCBI's taxonomy places the organism in Eukaryota, Metazoa, Chordata, Aves, Passeriformes, Fringillidae.